GAAGAUGAAAAAUAUUGACAAAAUUUCUGUAAAUAAUAAUGAAAAAACAUUAUUAAAAAGAUUUGUACGUUCAAUAUCAUUGAAACGAAAUAAACAGGAAAAAUUCAAAAAUUCAAACAUUCAUCCAUCAUUAUCGAUAGAUGUUUGUUUUAAUAAUUUAAAAUCAAAUGAUAAUAAUAAUAUUGAUGAAAAUUCAUUGAUACCAUUCAUGAUAAAAGCUUAUUCAAAUAAAACUGCCCGUGAUUUGAUACAGAAAUUAUUAGUCCAGAUUACAUCACAUAUUGAACAUAAACGAAAUUCUUCUUCAUUUUUUUCUUCAUCUUCUUCAGCCACUAUAUCGACCUCAAAUGCCUCAUCAUCAUCAUCAUCAUCAUCAUUAUUGUCAUUACGUGCAUAUCAACGUAAAUUCAAGUCAAUACAAGAAAAUUUGAUACAGACCAUAACGAAUGGUCCAAAAUCUAGUCUAAAAUCACCAAUUGAAACAACAUUAUUUAGUCAAUAUGAUUUGAAUCCAGAUUCAUAUUUAUUGAAAAUUUGUGGCUAUGAUCAAUAUCUUAUUGGUGAUCAUCCAUUGAUACGUUUUGAAUAUAUUCGUAAUUGUGUUUCAAAAGGAAAGAUACCACAUCUACUUUUGGUGCAAAAAGAAACAGUAAUUAAACUUUUACCAUCCUAUGUACAUCUAGAACCAUCAUUUUUACGUCGUUUACAUCAAUUCACCAGUACGAAUACAUCAUAUUCAUUGCUUACAAAUGAAUAUGAAUCACAAAAGGCAAAUAUUUCUUAUCGUUUAACCGAUGGUUUCACUUCGAAAGGUCGAUAUCAUUCAAAUAAUAAUAAUAAUAAUAACAAACGACAUAAUCAUCGUACAUAUUCAUCACCAUCAUCGUCAUUGUCUAUAGCCUCUAGACAAACAUUUGAUAAUUGUUCCAAAUUGAAUAAUUCAAACAAUCAAGAAUAUUGUCAUUAUUCAACCAUUUCUCAUGUAAUACAACAACAACAACAACAAAAUUCUUCACCAUCUAUUACUGUUUCAACAUCAUCGGAUGAAGAUUGUAUUCAGGAUUGUAAUGAUGAUGAUGAUGAAAAUGAUUUUUAUAUCGAAUUUAUUGAUAAUAAUAAAACAUUAGAUUCGUGGAUAUAUCGUGGUCUUUAUGAAAAGAAUCGAUUGAUUUCAUUGUGGAGAAUUUCACAAAUAUUUCGUGUACGAAUAUUGGCUGCCAGUUAUGUUAAUGUUAAAUUAGCUAACAAAGUAUUCGUACGUAUGGCUGUUUGUCAUGGUAAUGAAUUAUUAAGUGAAAUUCAUUCUACUGAUCAUGUUGAACCACAUACACCUAGUUGGAAUAAAUGGCUUGAAUUCAAUAAUAUUUUUACCUAUCAUCUUCCAUUAUCGGCACGAUUAUCAUUAGAAUUAUGUAUCACUAGCUCUCGUCGUGAUCAAGAUGGUUGUCCAAUCGGUUGGGUUAAUUUACCAUUAUUUAAUUAUCGCCGUUGUCUUUUAUCUGGCCGAAUAUCGUUAACAUUAUGGCAAAUGAAAAUUUCUGAAACAAAUAAUGAUACAGUUAAUAAUAAUGGUGAAACAUUAUCAACAACAAGUGUACUAUCAAAUCGAUGUGGUUGUAUUGGCAGCAAUCCAAUGAAAGAUUCAGCACCUAGAUUAGAUCUUGAAUUUGAUCAAUAUGAGCAGCCAGUUGUUUAUCCAUCACAAGCUGAUAUAUUUGAAUAUGCACAGAUUGUUAAUCGCCAAGAAGGUUCGACACGGCUACAAUUUCAGCAGCCAAAAUUAUCUAAACAAUCAUCAAGAGAAUCGAAUAUUUCAUCAUUUGAUACUUCACCAUUUAGCAUUGAUCGGGUUUAUCGGCCUGAUUCAAAUGAACUUAAAUUAAAACAAUUAAGAAAAUCAUUAUCAAGACGAGAUCCAUUCUCGGAAAUGUCUGAACAAGAAAAAGAUUUUUUCUGGCGUGAACGAUAUAUAAUACGGGAACUUUGUCCGGAUGCUUUGCAUAAAAUUGUUGAAGCAGUUCGUUGGAUGAAUCGUGAUGAAGUUUGUCAAUUGUAUGCUUUACUUGAUCAAUGGCCAAUAGUAUCGGCCGAUAUAGCCAUUCUAUUGCUUGGACCUCGUUAUCCGGAUCCAAUGGUACGAUCAUUUGCCAUAAAAUGUUUAGAUCGUGGAUUAUCCGAUCAAUUGAUGUUGCAUUAUCUAUUACAAUUGGUUCAAUUAAUAACAAACGAAACAUAUUUGAAUAAUGAUCUAAGUCGUUUGUUAUUGCGACGAGCCUUAUUAAAUCGACGUUUUGGUAAUCUUUUCUUUUGGCAUGUUCGUUCAAGAUUAUCAGAACAAUUUUAUAGUCCUCGUUGGUGUGUUUUAUUGGAAAUGUAUUGUCGUGGCCUAUCCGAACGAUCAUUGCUAGAAACAUUACAUCAGGUAUUGGCUUUGGAAGAAAUUGAACAGAUAUCGAUGAAUACGGCUACGGUUGCAGAUCGAAAACAGGCUAUCCUUAAACGAUUACAACAGCCACAGAUUUUGAAAAUUGUUCAAGGAUUUUAUAAUCCAUUGAAUAUAACAUUACGAUUGGAUCGUUUGAAAGCUGAACAUCUACGUGUAAUGGAUUCGGCUAAACGUCCUUUAUGGCUUGAAUGGUUGAAUUCAGAUCCAUUUGCACGUACAAGCGGUGUUCUUAUAAAUGCAAUUAUUUUCAAAUCCGGUGAUGAUCUUCGACAAGAUAUGUUGACUUUACAAGUCAUACGAAUUAUGGAUCAAAUAUGGCGACGAGAAAAUUUAGAUUUACGAAUGUUACCAUACAAUUGUUUAGCUACAGGUGAUCAGGUUGGAUUAAUCGAAGUGGUUCCUCAUGCUAAAACGGUUAUGAGUAUUCAACGUGUUGGUGGACGAAAAGCUGCAUUACAGAUUGAUAGCUCUAAAUUACAUAAAUGGAUACGUGAACAUAAUAAUGAUAAUUAUGAUAAUGCUGUGGAAAAUUUCACUAGAAGUUGUGCCGGUUAUUGUGUGGCUACAUUCAUACUUGGUAUUGGUGAUCGAAAUCCCGAUAAUAUUAUGGUUAAUGAAGAUGGACAAAUUUUUCAUAUUGAUUUCGGACAUUUUCUUGGUCAUUUUAAGAAAAAAUUCGGUAUCAAUCGUGAACGUGUUCCAUUUGUUUUGACUUAUGAUUUUUUACAAGUCAUCGCUAAAGGUGCCGAAAAUCCAUUGAAAAGUAGAGAAUUUGAAGCAUUCCAAAAUCUUUGCAAUGAUGCCUAUCUAGCAUUACAUGAUAAUGCAGGAUUAUUAAUUUCAUUAUUCACAAUGAUGUUGGGUACUGGAAUUCCUGAAUUACAAACAAUGGAUGAUAUUCAAUAUUUACGACAAACAUUACAGAUUGAACGUUCACGUAAAGAGGCAUUGGAAUAUUUUGAACAACAAUUGGAUGAUGCAUAUGGUGGUGCUUGGUCCACUAAAUUGGAUUGGUUUUUUCAUAGCGUUAAACAUGCUUGAAAACAAAAACAAA
This is a messenger RNA of Dermatophagoides farinae (American house dust mite), 3500 nucleotides long. RefSeq lists its product as uncharacterized. The record is from RefSeq and is a predicted model, not a curated record. Gene Ontology annotation, biological process: phosphatidylinositol 3-kinase/protein kinase B signal transduction; phosphatidylinositol-mediated signaling; phosphatidylinositol-3-phosphate biosynthetic process. Gene Ontology annotation, cellular component: phosphatidylinositol 3-kinase complex; cytoplasm; plasma membrane. NCBI's taxonomy places the organism in Eukaryota, Metazoa, Arthropoda, Arachnida, Sarcoptiformes, Pyroglyphidae. Gene Ontology annotation, molecular function: 1-phosphatidylinositol-4-phosphate 3-kinase activity; 1-phosphatidylinositol-3-kinase activity.